Salvia miltiorrhiza (redroot sage) is the source of this 738-nucleotide messenger RNA. RefSeq lists its product as uncharacterized. The transcript has a single exon. The coding region runs from base 1 to 738 and encodes 245 amino acids. Lineage: Eukaryota; Viridiplantae; Streptophyta; Magnoliopsida; Lamiales; Lamiaceae. The record is from RefSeq and is a predicted model, not a curated record.
AUGUCUGUUUGGUGCUUUGUCAGUAACAAUCCAAUUGUUGGCACUAACCGAAAUAGUAAGUCGUUUUGGAAAACUGUUGCAGAUAUGUAUGAGCAAAGUCGAGCAGAUAAUCCAGAAAUUGGAGGUCGAAGGAGCGUGGAAUCAUUGAGGAACCGUUACAAACACCUCAACAAAAAUGUAGCUCUGUGGGUUGCUGCAUACAAGAAAGCAUAUGAGCGACGAGCAAGCGGUCAGUCCAAAGAGGAUAUCGAGAAAGCAGCUCAAGCAAUUUACGGUAAACCUAAGUUUACUCACCAUGAGGUGUUUGAAAAAGUUAUGAGCAGCUAUCCGAACUGGGAACUGAAAUUGGAUAGUACUGGUUACGUACGACGUUCUCACCCAUACGACAAAGACAGUGUUGACGAAAGUCAUAGCAGCUCAAAAAAAUCGAGGACAAAUGAAGAUGUGGAUCCUCCAACCGACUCCACUCUAGAAACUCCAGGUAGUGAUGCUUCAAAAUUUCAUCGUCCUAUUGGUAGGGAUAAAGCUAAAGCUAAGGCUAAAAGAAAAGGAAAACAAACAGAAUCACAAUCUUCGAUAGUUUCAGAUGCUUUCACUGCUGAACUACGUGAAAUGAGAAUAACAUGCGAAAAAGAAAUGAAAACAUCUACGUUGAAUACGUUGAUGAAAAAAAACCAGUUAUCUCCAGAUGAGGAAGCUCUCAAACGUCGGCUAAUAGCAGAACUUUAUGGAAUAUAA